GCAUUCUUGAAUUAGGUGUGCAGCAGGCUGAACUAGGACUUUGAGUGCUGCUACAGGUGCUAGAGUUGCACCAGUGGGCAAAAAGUCUCCAAGUGAGCUAAUGUAGACUUUGCUUAAGAAUCAUUAACUAAAUCCCUGUUUCUUUCCAUGGGAGCUCCAGCUAAAGUCACGUGACCUGGUGUAAAACAAGAUCAUUACCUAUCAGCGCAAACAUAUGGCGAGUGUGGUCAUGUUAUUACUUAUCUCCAAGAGCGCAAGGGGGCUGUGACAUUUCAAGCAAAGCCUAUUGGUGAGGGCGUUUCUGUGUGAUCUUUCUUAAAGAAGUGCUUCCUUUUUAAUCUUAGUACUGCAUGGGAAAGUAUACCCAACACUUUUCUCUGAGACCAGAAGAUUUACAUAGUUCUUCUGCUUCGAUGGAAAGGGAAGAAAUGCUGAUACAACAUUCUGUUAUGGCUGUAAGCUUUGCAUUUAUCUGUACUUUGGAAAGUUAGUUUCCUGUCUUCUGAGAUGCAUUUCUCGGAAAAGGAUGGUUUUGAAGAUGACUUUAGUAGAAGAGUUGUUGCUGCCCAUGAAAGGGUUCCUUCUGGAAUCUUGUCUCAGACUAUGAACUACGUAGGACAACUUGCGGGACAAGUGCUGGUUACUGUGAAGGAGCUGUACAAAGGUAUUAAUCAGGCCACCCUUUCAGGAUGCAUUGAUGUCAUUGUGGUCCGGCAACAGGAUGGUACAUUCCAGUGUUCUCCUUUUCAUGUCCGAUUUGGGAAGCUUGGUGUACUGCGCUCUAAAGAAAAAGUGAUUGAUAUAGAAAUUAACGGCGAUGCUGUUGAUCUUCAUAUGAAACUGGGUGACAAUGGGGAAGCUUUCUUUGUACAAGAAACUGAGGAAGAAAAUGAAAAAGUUCCUGCAUAUUUGGCAACAUCUCCAAUACCCACUGAAGACCAGUUUUUUAAAGACACUGACAAUCAUUUGAAAUCAGGUGAAAAUGAGAGGACAUGUGCAAACUCUGAAAUUCCACACUCUGUGGAAACAGAGAUAGUAUUCACCCCAGGUUCUGUGAAAAAGAAAAAAAGAAGAAGAAAGAAAUACAAACAAGAUAGCAGGAAGGAAGAUCAGAUAUCUUCUACUGGGACGGAAGAGAUUUUUGAAAUGGAAAUAAGCUCAGAUGAUGAAAAAAGUGUUCAACCCCUAAGAGGAUCCUCAAAUUCAUCACCUAAAGGUGAAGAACAAAAAGAAUCUUUGAUUUAUCACUCAAAGGAUCAUUACCCCUUAUCCGAUGGAGACUGGUCCCCCCGGGAGAACCCUUUCUCUGAGCCAGUCUGCCCGAAAAGUGAUUCAGAACUAGAAGUUAAACCUGCUGAAAGCUUGCUCAGAUCUGAAUCUCACAUGGAAUGGACAUGGGGAGGAUUCCCAGAAUCAACCAAGAUAAGCAAGAAAGAGAAACUGGAUCAUCCCAGAACAGCUACCAUUACUCCAUCAGAGAAGACUCAUUUUAGGGUCAUCCUCAGCUCUGAUGAAGUUGAAGAUGAUGAUGAUGUGAAAGAUUCUGUCUGUACAGUACUGAAACCUGAGCCGAGAACUCAUCCUCUGCUUAAGCAGGUGGAUGUUAAAGAUUCUCUUGCUUCUGCAAUCACAGAACCGCAAGACCCAUUUCCAUUAGAUGCUGAUCAUCAUUCCAGACUGUUGGUGGACCCUUUACCAGAAACAAAGCCAACAGCAAAAACUGACUCUCCUUCAAAAAAGAAAGGGGUGCACAAACGAAGUCAUCAUCAGGGGCCUGACGAUAUUUACUUGGAGGACCUAAAGGCUUUGGAACCUGAAGUUGCAGCACUCUACUUUCCCAAAAGUGAUUCUGAUCCAGGCUUCAGACAGUGGACAGAGUCAGAUACCCUUUCCGGUUCGCAGUCACCCCAAUCAGUAGGAAGUGCCGCUGCUGACAGCGGUACAGAGUGCAUGUCUGACUCUGCUAUGGACUUGCCUGAUGUCACACUUUCGCUUUGUGGAGGUCUCAAUGAAAAUGGAGAGAUUUCUAAAGAAAAAUUCAUGGAACAUAUUAUUACUUAUCAUGAAUUUGCUGAAAACCCUGGACUCAUAGACAAUCCUAAUUUGGUAAUAAGGAUUUAUAACAGGUAUUAUAACUGGGCAUUGGCUGCUCCAAUGAUCCUGAGUCUGCAGGUGUUUCAGAAGAGCUUGCCUAAGGCUACUGUUGAGUCUUGGGUCAAAGAAAAGAUGCCAAAGAAGUCUGGAAGGUGGUGGUUCUGGCGCAAGAGAGAAAGCAUGACUAAACAGAUACCAGAGGCAAAAGAGGGGAAAACUGAGACGCAAAGAGCAAACGAACUGCCAGCAACUAUAAAAGAGCAAGUUAAUAGUAGACCUCCAGAAGAUGAUUCUUCUAGUGAUGAAGCAUCACAGGAGUUGAAGGAAUCCCUGAAAAUAGAUUCUGCCCCAGUAGAGCAUCCAACCCAUGGGAACAUUACAUCUUAUAAGAAGUCACUUAGACUGUCUUCGGACCAAAUAGCAAAGUUGAAGCUCAGAGAUGGCCCUAAUGAUGUUGUAUUUAGUAUUACAACCCAGUAUCAAGGGACUUGCCGUUGUGCAGGAACAAUAUAUCUCUGGAACUGGAAUGAUAAAAUCAUCAUAUCAGACAUUGAUGGAACAAUAACCAAGUCUGAUGCUUUAGGACAUAUCCUCCCUCAUCUUGGCAAGGACUGGACUCAUCAGGGCAUUGCAAAACUCUAUCAUUCCAUAAAUGAAAAUGGCUACAAGUUUCUGUACUGUUCUGCCCGUGCCAUUGGGAUGGCAGAUAUGACCAGAGGAUACCUACACUGGGUGAAUGACAAAGGAACAAUUCUCCCCAGGGGCCCUCUCAUGUUGUCCCCCAGCAGUUUGUUUUCAGCCUUUCAUAGGGAAGUGAUAGAAAAGAAGCCUGAAAAGUUCAAAAUCGAAUGUUUGAAUGAUAUCAAGAAUUUGUUUGCUCCCAGUAAACAGCCUUUCUAUGCUGCUUUUGGAAACAGGCCCAAUGAUGUAUAUGCCUACAUGCAAGUGGGAGUUCCAGACUGCAGAAUAUUUACUGUGAAUCCAAAGGGUGAACUGAUCCAAGAACGGACUAAGGGAAACAAAUCUUCGUAUUACAGGCUAAGUGAGCUUGUGGAAUAUGUGUUCCCACUGCUUAAUAAAGAACAGAGUUCUGCAUUUCCGUGCCCAGAAUUCAGCUCCUUCUGCUAUUGGAGAGAGCCUCUUCCUGACCUUAACAUGGACGACCUGGCCUGAAAAACACUUCUCACCUAGAGAUGGAAUUUCAUAUUCAGCUACUCAACUUCAGUUUAAAUGUGAAGAACUUUCUUAACGAAGAUGCUAAUUUAUAUCCUGGUACCAUAAGUCUUACUAAAGAAAUCACUUUAACUCCGUUGGUUUAAAACAAAGAAAAUGCAAAGCUACUGUCUUUUUUUUUUUUUUUUUUUUAAAGGUUUGUUUGUUUCUUUGUUGCUUGUCUUUGUAUACCUGUUCUAAGGCACUUGAGAUUGGCCUGUCAUUGGUGGUCAUGGUACCCAAGUGCUUCAGGGCAACUAAAUGCUGAGGUAAACUAUGACUUUGCAUUUUCAUCAAUACAGACCUUAUUGUAAAUGUAGAUGUUUUGUUUUGUGUUUUUUUUAAUUAGUCUUAAUACUAUAUUUUCUAAAAUGAAGCCAAAAAGUGUAUGGAAACUGCCAAAUAGAAUGUCAGACCUACUAAUAAGAAGCGUCGUCUAAUGUUUAGAUGGGUAAUUAGGCCAUUUUUGAAAGGAGCCAGAACCUAAGACCAGUGUGCUCUUUCCCAGCUAAAAUACAGCAAAUGUGUAGACGUUACUAGCCUGACAGACUCUGAAGACAUAAAAUUCCUCUUUAAAUGUAAAUAUGCCUUUUGUCACAUGUACAAGGCUGUGCUUGUACAACUCACGCUCAGACUAACUCUGCUUACUACUUUUUUUACAUGCAAUGUUUCAACUAUUUCAUGAGCUUGUUAAAACUGAAAGGUGUCUUCAGAUACUUGUAUGGCUUUUGUUGUUUUCAGGCUGCACUUUGUCACGUUCAAUUUCCAUCAAGAAAAAUCUUGAACAUUUCUGUAAGAGUUGGGGAGCUGGCAUUUUUAUUUCCAACACAGAGAUGAUGCAUAUGUGUGUAUAUGCUGUGUAGGCCAGUAAAAAGUAUGUACAGAUUAUAUUCAGGGAAUUGUAAUACUAAAAAAAUUAUGUAUUUAAUUUUUUAAUUGUCUACUGCAGGUCUUUCCAGAAUUCUGUAUUGCAGGUUUUCAGUAGCUGGAAGGAAAUGCAGCUCAAUAAUGAGAUUCCAGGUAUGAGAAUGGUUAAAUACUGCAGAGCAGAAUAAAACCUUUUUGUUUUUGGUUU
This is a messenger RNA of Strigops habroptila (Kakapo), 4381 nucleotides long. RefSeq names its product lipin 2 (gene LPIN2). Gene Ontology annotation, biological process: fatty acid catabolic process; cellular response to insulin stimulus; positive regulation of transcription by RNA polymerase II. Gene Ontology annotation, molecular function: transcription coactivator activity; phosphatidate phosphatase activity. Lineage: Eukaryota; Metazoa; Chordata; Aves; Psittaciformes; Psittacidae. Bases 508 to 3267 code for a protein of 919 amino acids. The record is from RefSeq and is a predicted model, not a curated record. The transcript is spliced from 20 exons. Gene Ontology annotation, cellular component: cytosol; endoplasmic reticulum membrane; nucleus.